Molecule: messenger RNA, 159 nt
Organism: Plasmopara halstedii
Lineage: Eukaryota; Oomycota; Peronosporomycetes; Peronosporales; Peronosporaceae
Exons: 2
Coding region: 1-159 (52 amino acids)
Source: RefSeq, a predicted model, not a curated record
AUGGAACGCAGAUUUCAAGUGCGUGGAGGUAGAUGGAGUCCGGUCUGUUGCCAUUUUCGAGAAUUUGAGGCUCGCUUUCCAGGAAUUAAGCUUGCAUUGACACUAAUUUUCUAUUAUGUCUUGGCAAGUUUUGGCGAUCAUUUAUCAGCCACUGGAUAA